AUGACAUGCAGUCAAGCAUCAAGGAGGUAUCCAAGGGCAGGCCGCUCGAGGCGCGGAGGGCAAGGAAAUGGCUGCGCAGAUGGCAGAGACCAGCGAAAAAUGCUGCAAAUUUGCCUGGUGAGCGGUCGAUGGCAGAAGCCCGGAAGGGAGAUCCAGGAGACGCAUACAGUGCAUGAUCAGGAAAGUAGGGCGCAUCUAGUUGAUAUUCCAACAAAAGUACAACGGGUAAGGGGUGACGAACAUACUCCCAGUGUGCGUAAUGGACGCCUUUCCCCUUAUGCCCGCCCAGGUUGCAUUCCUUUCCGUCUGUCGGCAGCCGAUGCCUAA
Messenger RNA from Heterobasidion irregulare TC 32-1, 327 nucleotides. RefSeq lists its product as uncharacterized. The record is from RefSeq and is a predicted model, not a curated record. Bases 1 to 327 code for a protein of 108 amino acids. Lineage: Eukaryota; Fungi; Basidiomycota; Agaricomycetes; Russulales; Bondarzewiaceae. The transcript has 2 exons.